This is a messenger RNA of Xyrichtys novacula (pearly razorfish), 11441 nucleotides long. NCBI's taxonomy places the organism in Eukaryota, Metazoa, Chordata, Actinopteri, Labriformes, Labridae. The record is from the annotation of a GenBank genome assembly.
GAUCUUUGUCUGGAAGAGCUGAUGUCCAUUACCCAUCAGCCCCAGCGGUGUCUCGUUAGCCUCCGCUGUGUUGUGUUUGGUUCUGACCUGGUUCGACUGUCUCUGUCGGUACCGGGACUUCGAGUCUGAUCGGAACCGAGCCUCGGAGCUCGGACUACCUGAACUCUUCCGGUUGAUGCCGCUGGUCCGGAGGAGGAAGAAGAACCCGGAUGAGGAUCUGCAGGACUCCGCUCAGGUAGCUAACGGUUAGCAUGCUAAUAGGCUAACAAGCUGACCGUCAACUGUGUGUGUGCGUUCGUGCGUGUGCGCGCGCGUGUGUGUGUGUGUGGGUGCGUGCGUGUGUGUGUGUUUUAAACGUUAAAGUGUUUGUUCGUGUUUAAUUCUGUGAGUUAAUUUUGGGGCUAAAUGCUAACAGAGCUGUUAGCAGGGUUAGCUGAUUUUCUGUUAGCCUGUUAGCUAACUAGCAUUAGCAUGAAAACAAACAGGUGAGGCUUUACCUGCAGAUCUGAGGUCAAAGGUCAGUGUUCAGGUUCACUGAGAGCAGCAGCAGGAGUCCAGUCUUACAGGAUCAGGGUCACAUGAGUGAUUCUGGACUCUGGUCAGUUCUUGAAGCUGAUCUCAGUCAGCAGGUCUGAUGUCAGUUCAGUCUAGUUUGAAGUUCAGGUCUGCAGUAACAGAGUCUGAGGAGGAGGCUGGAGUCAGACUGGUCCACAGAAGACCGUCUGCAGCGUCAGUCCAGAGGAACCUCAGAGAGACCUGGUCAGAGACUAAACAGGGACAUAAAGAUCUGAAGGAAGAGGGAGAAAGAGAGGGACAGACAGACAGAAAGACAGAGAGGGACAGACGGACGGACAGACAGAGAGACAGACGGACAGACAGAUAGAAAGACAGAAAGACAGAAAGACAGACAGACAGACAGACAGAAAGACAGACAGACAGACAGACGGACAGACAAUCAGACAGACAGACAGACAGACAGACGGACAGAAAGACAGACGGACAGACAGACAGACAGACAGACAGGAGCUCAGUGUGUCAGAAAACUCAGAGUCUAAACCUGAAACAGAAAAACUAAGAGGUGAUCAAACCAGAGACAACUACAAACUGGACGCUCUGUCUCCUCUUUUCUCCUCCUCUGUCUCCUCCUCUGUCUCCUCUUUUCUCCUCCUCUUUUCUCCUCCUCUGUCUCCUCUGUCUCCUCUUUUCUCCUCCUCUGUCUCCUCUGUCUCCUCUGUCUCCUCCUCUGUCUCCUCUGUCUCCUCCUCUGCCUCCUCUUUUCUCCUCCUCUGCCUCCUCUGUCUCCUCUGUCUCCUCCUCUGCCUCCUCUUUUCUCCUCCUCUGCCUCCUCUGUCUCCUCCUCUGUCUCCUCUUUUCUCCUCCUCUGUCUCCUCUGUCUCCUCCUCUGCCUCCUCUGUCUCCUCCUCUGCCUCCUCUUUUCUCUUCCUCUGUGUCCUCCUCUGUCUCCUCUGUCUCCUCUUCUGUCUCCUCCUCUGUCUCCUCUGUCUCCUCUGUCUCCUCCUCUGCCUCCUCUUUUCUCCUCUUCUGUCUCCUCCUCUGUCUCCUCUUUUCUCCUCCUCUGUCUCCUCCUCUGUCUCCUCUUUUCUCCUCCUCUGCCUCCUCUUUUCUCCUCCUCUGUCUCCUCCUCUGCCUCCUCUUUUCUCCUCCUCUGUGUCCUCCUCUGUCCCUCUCAUCUGUUUGUCCAUCGUCUCUCACCCUCCCAGAUGAUGGCGCCGACGCGGAUGAAGCUUCGUGUUCGUCAGCGUGACAGUGCGGCGGCUGAGGCUGGAGUGGGAGGUGGCGGUCAGCAGGAGGCGGAGGAGCAGAGGAGCAGAGAGCGGGGGGGUCGAAGCAGCAGCAGGAGGAAGAACAGCUCCUCCACAGCUGUUGCUGCCUCCUCUUCCUCCUCCCCCUCUUCCUCCAGCGCCUCCGCCUCCGCCCGCGCCGUGAUGGCGGCAGAGGAGACCUCGCCGGAUUCCAAGUGUCCGAUCUGUCUGGACCGCUUCAACAACCUGGCGUACCUGGACCGCUGCCUCCACCGCUUCUGCUUCCUGUGUAUUCAGGAGUGGUCGCACAACAAGGCGGAGUGUCCGCUCUGCAAACAGCCCUUCACCUCCAUCCUCCACUCCGUCCGCGCCGAGGACGACUUCAAGGAGUACACGCUGCGGCCGGCGCCCGCUAACAGCAGCGUCGCCGCCACUGUGGCCAUGGUAGCAGCCAUUGCUUCAGCGGCGAGGACCAACCACCAGAUGAGGCUGAUGCUGAGGAGGCGCAGAGAAGGGGAGGGGGAGGCCGCGACCACGAGAAGGCGAAGAAGGGACAGGGGAGGGAGGGCGGGCAGGAGGGCGCAGGUGCGACCUUGGUACCUGGAUUCUCCUCCUCUUCCUCUUCCUGCGAUCUCCAUGCUCGCCGCUGAAGACAGCGAGGAGGGGGAGGAGCUGGAGGACCAGAGGAGAAAUGGAGCCGACCUAUCAGAGCGCGGCGUGAUAUUUGAAGGGCUGACAGGACUUGGGGGAGCGGUCACACCUUUGGCGCCCACUGACAGGGCGUCACGGCGGCUCAUGACCCGCUUAGCGGCGAGACAGAGGCUGCAGCGAGAAGGCGGGACCGUCAGGCGGCUGAGGGAGCGAGAGACGGUCGCUUUCCGCCGUGCGCUCUACCGCUGUGGUGUUCGGGUCAACAACAACGGUAACCAGGGGCAACAGCAGCGUGACGUCACAGCAGAGAGCUUCCGUAGGAACCCCACCCACCUAAACAGGCUCCGCCCCUGGCUGCGGCGGGAGCUCACGGUCUUGUACGGGGCGCACGGCUCACUGGUCGACAUUGUCCAAAGAAUCAUCAUGGCUCGGCUCGCCCGGCACGGCCUGGAGGACACGCCCACCAUAGAAGAAGAGCUGCGGCCUUUCCUGCUGGCGCGCACGGAUCACUUCCUGCACGAGUUGGUCAGCUUCGCUCGCUCGCCGCUCAGCCUGGAGGAAUUCGACCUACAGGCGGUCUAUGAACCGCCAGACACCGCCAUGGAGCUCGACGGGAUGAGCAGCUCAUCCAACAGCAGCUCCGUCAUCGCCAUCUCAGAAGGCGAGGAGGAGGAGAGAACGGGGGAGGGGAGCGCUCAUGAUGAUGUCAUCCAAACAGGAAGCUGCCUUAGCCUGUCGGCCUGGGACGAAGAGACGCCCGGCCCCUCCUACUCCACAGCGGAGCCGUCCUGCUCCGUGUCCUCCCUGUCUUUUAGCCCCGCCCCCCAGGAGACGGCCAAUGAGGAGGGAGGAGAGAAGAGACGGGAGGAGGAGGGGGAGGAGUGUCUGAUCGUCGGAUACAAGAAGCCGAUCGCAGAACGGACGCCGGAGCUGGUGCAGCUCUCCUCCGACACCGAGGAGGAGGAGGAGGAGGAGAGGAAGGAGGAAAGGGGGGAGGAAAGGAGGGAGGAAAGGACGGAGGAGAGGGCGGAGGCUGAGAAGCCCCUCGACCUCCCUUCCUCUCCCUCCCCCCUUUCUUACUCACCCACAGUCCCUCCCUCCACAUCUGGAACUCGAAGGGAGGAGCCAGAAGGGCAGAAGGAGGUGGGGCGGAGUCGCUCCUGGUCAGGCAGCUCAGGGAGGAGCAGGAAGUCGGUGAGCGCGCUCAGAGAGGGUGAAUGGCGGCGGAACAAAGAGAAGAGAGACAGGAAGUUUGGGGAGAGCGAGGUGACGAAGGAAAGGAGGAUGAAGAGGAAGAGGAGUAGGAGAGGGAGGGAGAGGAGGAAGAGCGGGACUCUCUACAACCCCGUUCACUCCAUUUAUCCCGCCGCCAUGAUGCGUCAGUGCUCACACUCCUCCUCGCCGUUUUACUCCAGUGCUGACUCCGCCUCCCCUCUGCCGCCUAGCCCACCUGACUCCACCUGGAGCGAGCCCUGCUCCCAGAUGUCCCCUCUCACCUCCUCUGUCUCCUCACAGUCCUCGCCAUCCUCCUCGCCUCUCUUCUCCUCCCCACAGCUGUCCUCGCAGACGCCCCCCACCCCGUCACUCUCCCCCAGUUACCGUGGUAACAGUCACCACACAGAGAAACCCGGCGGCAAGAGGAAGUACAAGAGUCGGCAUCUGGACAGCGACGAAAAGGACCCGACCUGGAGGCCGAGCAGCGGCCAUCGCAAGGAGAGAAGGAUGGAGCGAGGGGAGAAGGAAAGGAGACGGAGGAGGAGAGAGAAGCAGAGGAGGGACGCUCACAGGGCGAGAAGAAGGGACAGGUGAGAAAGACACUUCCUGUUUCCACGGUAACACGAAAUUUGAAAACAGAGACAGAAGGGUCAAAGUUUAACGAUGAAAAUCUGUCCGUUCAUCUUCGGGUCAGGGACAAAGAACCAGGUUCAUGGUCCUCAUCGUGUUUCUGUAGACCUUAGAGGACCAGGUUCUGUAGACCUUAGAGGACCAGGUUCUGGAGACCUUAGAGGACCCAGCAGACCAGGUUCUGUAGACCCUAGUGAACCCAGCAGACCAGGUUCUGGAGACCUUAGAGGACCAGGUUCUGUAGACCUUAAAGGACCCAGCAGACCAGGUUCUGGAGACCUUAGAGGACCAGGUUCUGGAGACCUUAGAGCACCAGGUUCUGUAGACCUUAGAGGACCAGGUUCUGUAGACCUUAGUGAACCCAGCAGACCAGGUUCUGGAGACCUUAGUGGACCAGGUUCUGUAGACCUUAGUGGACCAGGUUCUGGAGACCUUAAAGGACCAGGUUCUGGAGACCUUAAAGGACCAGGUUCUGUAGACCUUAGACCAGGUUCUGGAGACCUUAGAGGACCAGGUUCUGUAGACCUUAGAGGACCAGGUUCUGGAGACCUUAGAGGACCCAGCAGAACAGGUUCUGUAGACCCUAGUGAACCCAGCAGACCAGGUUCUGUAGACCUUAGAGGACCAGGUUCUGUAGACCUUAGAGGACCAGGUUCUGUAGACCUUAGAGGACCAGGUUCUGUAGACCUUAGUGAACCCAGCAGACCAGGUUCUGGAGACCUUAGUGGACCAGGUUCUGUAGACCUUAGAGGACCCAGCAGACCAGGUUCUGUAGACCUUAGUGGACCAGGUUCUGGAGACCUUAGAGGACCAGGUUCUGUAGACCUUAGAGGACCAGGUUCUGUAGACCUUAGUGAACCCAGCAGACCAGGUUCUGGAGACCUUAGUGGACCAGGUUCUGUAGACCUUAGUGGACCAGGUUCUGGAGACCUUAGAGGACCAGGUUCUGGAGACCUUAGUGGACCCAGCAGACCAGGUCCUAGAGUCUGACAGUCAAAUCUUGUCCCUGAUGGAGGGCUUCAGCUGCUCCACAGUCCAGGGUCUCCUCGGUUCUGUCCUCUGGUGGUCUGUUCUCUGUUUCUGAGACCCGUCCUGUUUCUCUUUGGUCCUCCAGCAGCAGCAGCAGGAGGUGCCGAGGAGACCGGAGUCCCAGUGUGGAGAUCAUCUACGAGGGAACGAUCAGUUCCAUCUCAACACAACCUUCGACUCGUGAACGACAACGGAAACGCCAUCGCAAGACACAACUCAACAGGUACACCGAGCGGUCCAGGUACCCAGAAUACACCUCUGUAAGGGAGGGAGGGAGGGAGAGAGAGAGAGGGAGGGAGAGAGAGAGAGAGAGAGAGGGAGGGAGAGGGAGAGAGAGAGAGGGGGGGGAUUGAGGGAGGGAGGAGAGAGAGAGGGAGAGAGAGAGAGGGAUUGAGGGAGGGAGGGAGGAGAGAGAGAGGGAAGGAGGGGGAGAGAGAGAGAGAGGAAGAGAGAGAGGGAGGGAGAGAGAGAGAGGGAGGGAGAGGGAGGGAGAGAGAGAGAGGGAAGGAGAGGGAGGGAGAGAGAGAGAGGGAGGGAUUGAGGGAGGGAGGGAGAGAGAGAGAGGGAGAGAGAGAGAGAGAGAGAGAGGGAGGGAGGGGGAGAGAGAGAGAGGGAGGGAGGGGGAGAGAGGGAGGGAGGAGAGAGAGAGGGAAGGAGAGGGAGGGAUUGAGGGAGGGAGGGAGGGAGAGAGAGAGAGAGAGAGAGAGAGGGAGGGAGGGGAGAGAGGGAGGGAGAGAGAGAGAGAGAGAGGGAAGGAGAGGGAGGGAUUGAGGGAGGGGGAGAGAGAGAGCUUUUCCCCUCUCUGUAGUUUUUAGGACAGCCAACAGGGGGCAGUCUGCUCCGUUUCUGACCCAAAACCACCUUUUAUUUUGAACAGAUCAACGUUUUAAAACUUUAUCUCCGUCGUUUAUUUCAGUUUAUCAGACCGUCUUCUUCUCUCAGAACAAACAUCAGAAACAUUCUUCAGCAGCUCUUCUUUUAGAGUCUCGUAGAUUUUUCAGAAGUCAGGACUUCACUAACCCUGUGAGCAGCAGAGCUGAGAAGGAUCUGGUUUUGGGGACGGGGGCCCACAUGACCGGAGCUCUUCACUUGUCCAGUCUGUCCGUUGACCCUGAGCUCAUAAUUACAGAGACAGUUUUUAAGGGUAACAGAAUCAGAUCACAGCUGCGCUGAAACUGAAACGAUGAAGAUCUUUUCUGCUGUGAAAUCAGAGUUCCUCUCAUACCAGCACAACCUUCAGCUGGAUGUUACACGGUCACGAUUCACGGUUCCAUUCAGUCAGGGGUGUCGGUAAAAAUAAUAAUGCUGUAAAUUUAACGACCUUUAACAAGAUGAGGAACCCGGUACGUGAAUGAAAAUGAUUUUACAUGAAGAAUUAAACCCAAAGCAGCUAAUCAUGAACUUUUAUUCAGACACGACCACAAAAACAUCAAUGAAUCAAAGUUAAAUUCAAAUCAAUUACAGACAAUGUAAAUAAAGUAAACAGAUCGAUAAUCCCACAUUACCAGAAAAAACCAGAACCUGUGUUUGUUCAAAGUUUAACGCCGAUGUCAGAGACGUCUGAGCGAGAAAAGUCUGUUUACAACGUGUGCGACACGAACACUGAUGUCUGUCUCUGUGUCUCAGCUCUCCGGUCAUCAUCACCCUGGACAGCGACAGCAGCCACGACAACAACAACGACGACGACGACAUCAACCUCAACGACAACUCUGACAGCGGCUGCAGCAGCCCGCUCAGCAGCCAGCAGACGGUCGACUUCUGCAGCCUCCCCCCGCUCCCUCUGAUGCCUUCUGCCGGGGUGGGUGGAGCCCUAAACGCCGACAUUGGGGAACUUCCUGUCGACAUUCUGGACCAAGAAUCUGACAGUUUGGAGCUAGAGCCAGCAGAGCGGUCAGGGGCUGGAGCAACCAUCGCCAUUGACAACAGUGACAACAGUGACGGCGAUGUGGAUGUGGAGAAAGUUGAAGGUUCGGUGCUUGGGUCCGAUGAAGACAAAGGACCGAAGAUGGACAAAGAGGCAGAAACCAGAGAGGCCAGACCUGUCAAGGAAGACUCUACAUCUACAGGAAAGACCUGUGAUCAGGUCCAGAUGAGAGACUCCAAAGACAUGCCAUCAGACCGCCGCCUACUAGCAACCAUCCUUAAUGACCUGAGAGGAAUCAGCGCUUCAAGCUCUGAGUCCAAUAAUUUAUCAGAUACAAGGAGAGCACAUCUGUGGGAACAUCCGAACAAAGGCAACCAACUGGUUCUGAGGACACAACACAACUUGGAUUUUUCUGAGGGGCUACCAUCCAGCAAUAUCAGGAACCAGAAUCAGAGAACGGACCUGCCUGCUCGGAGCUCCUCCUUACCCUCGCUGCCUCCAGUGGAGCAGCAGGAGGUUUGGGUCCAACAGCAGAGCCAGGACGUCCCUCCUCUCCUCAAAAAAGCCAGUCCCAUCCAGUCCCACAACAGGAAUACACCACCACCACUGAAGCACAAAGAUGCUGUGAGUCCACACCUGUUACCCAUUCCUACCAGUAACCUGCUUUCGGCUCAUGUUGGCAUCUCUAAAGCCUGUCCAGGUGAGCUGCCUCAGGACAACAAGGCCAUCCCCUCCAUCUCGACCCUGAAGAGACAGUUCACCGGUAGUCUGCCACUGCAAGGUUAUUCAGGCUCUGCAAGCAGCAGUUCAACCAUUAACAUCCAUUCUGUCUGUAAAACCGAUGACUUUCGUUCAGCUGCUCCUUCAGAGUUCGGAGCGUUAGCCAUAAACAUUCAUUCCACCACAGACAAACCUGCCUCAGAUUCUUGUUCCAGUGGGGCUGAUUUCUCUUUCCAUCCCUUAAACUCCCGUCAUUACCCCACAAAAGAACAACCUUUAGGCCACAGAGCUCCACCCACUGACUUGCACCCUGGUUGGUCUAAAGACGAGCCAGCUCCAACUGACUCUACCUCCGGACACUGCAGGAAUCGGAUACCAGGCCCAGAUUCCUGUCAGGUAGCAAUCAUUGACCUCCAUCCUUCCAGCAAGGAUUCAGUGGAAAGAACACUGCCAGGUAGUGAUGGUUUCUCAGGACCCAAUGACGCAUCACUUCCUGUUUGUGUUUCAACCACCGGUUCAAGGACUCGGACUCCCUCACUGCCUAUUGAGUCUCCUUGUAUGAGUGAGAACUUGUGUGAAAGGGUUCCACCUGCUGGAGUGAGCUCAGUACUGACAGCAGGUUCUGGUGGUAGGUUGACACCCAGAACUGAACCCAGAACAAAGUGUUCUGUUGACUUCUUCUCCUUCAGCGCAGCUUCAAAAGAACUCACAGAUAAGGCACCUUCGGGUCAUGGAGAAAGAACCGCUCAUGGUCGCCCCGUUGACUUACAUCUUCCAACUCCUGUUCCACCUGUUGACAAACACGAUAUCGUCAGCACGUUCAUCGACAAACACUUUAACCGCACGCCUUUGACUUCAACGGACUUUCAAAUGCAAGAGAGUAAAAACUGCUCUGUGUCCAGACCAGAUAUUUACUACCCCCCCCACUCCGGUUCAACAUCCAACCACAUGGAAAAAACCCAGAACCUGCCGUUCAACAUCCAGACCAGCUCAACACAAAAAACCUCAAAUGACUUCCAUCCCAAAGUUCAGACAACCGUUGACUUCCAUUCAGACUCUCCUCUGAGAGACCUUCAGCUCCCUACAGACCGCCACGCCUCCCAACAGUCGGCUGAGAACCACCUCAGCUCAUCCUCGCCUGUGGACGCCCGUUCAGACUCUCAGUCGUCUGUGGAUGAACAGUCGGCCAGAAGCCUUUGGAAAACACACGCAGGCCUAAAAUAAUCCGGUGUUCUGAGGACCUGAAGGAGAAGACCUGCUGAUUUUUACCUUGAACUUCUUUAAACCCAAAUGUUUAAAUUAAUGAUCGUGUUCAUGAAAAUGUUAAAAACGCUGUUUGUCUGUCUGUGAGGAGUGCUGUUUAGAUCAUGAAUCUGAAGGUGAGUUGGUGUUUUUUACUCGGAGUGGAGUCACACGUUCAGAUCUUUUUUAUUUGGACCCUGAAAACGUUGAAUUAGAGGCUGUAGUUAAACAGAAAAACCAACUGAAGAGUUUGAACCUCAAAAUCGAACUGCUGAGUUAUUUUCCAUCUUGUUUUGAGAAUGUUGAUCAUUGCUGUUAAAAUGAGGAGGGUCCAAGACGAGUGAAAUCACACAAAAUUCAAAAGACUAAAAAAAUCAUUAAAAGACUUGAUAUGUGCUCUGGAUCCUGGAUUUGUCUGUCAGCCCGUCAGGAUCGGGGUCUUUGGUCCUCAGUCCUGAUCCCAUCGGUAUCGUUGGCUGUAAGUAUCUGCUGAAACUCAAUCAGAUCAGGUCAGAUCCAUCUUUUCAGGGAAGUCUGUAAAUCUAAACCUGUUUUUAGUUCCUCGGCAUCAGACAGAUCAGCGUCUCGGUGUAAAACGGACCUUCAUGCAGAAAUCUGUUGAGCUGGAGGUCAUCGUGGAGAAUUUCAUCUUUCUGUUCUUUUCUUAAAUUUUAAAAACUGACAGACUGGAAAAAUCAUUUGAAGUCAGGCAGAGAUGGAGUUUGACUUCCUGUCCACUAGAUGGAGCCUGAACCUUCUUUUUCCUCCUCCUCCUUCUCGCUCUCUCGCUUUCAUUUUACCUUCACAUCUCUCGCUUCUUCCCUCUCUUCCUCACAGACAUAAUGAGCCCCAAGGGAGGGAGAGAGACGCUCCCUCACACUAAUUAGGACGAUCAGGGUUCGAUUAAACGGCUGUUAAACACACUCUGCUGUGGAUCAGUGCCAAGUCCUCACUUCGGUUAAAGAAAGUGGAGAAAAGCAGAGCUGAAGAGAAGCUCACAGACCGAGGAGACGCUUACUGGACUGACAGAAGUUCAGGAAAAGACAGAUGAGACACACUGAGUCCAGAGGUCCGACUGAAAUGUCCCGGAUCUCUUAGCACCUUUAGAAAAACCACACAGCUGAUAGACAGUUCCUGCUGUGUCCCUGUGAGCAAACAAAGGAUUUGUGCCGAUCACACGCGUCCAUGAAAAAGAGAGAAUUCAGGAAGAGAUAAAGUGAUGGAAACAGAAUAUGACCCAACGGUCUCUGCUGCCGAGUCUGUCCCUGCUCAGCUCUCACUGUCCCAUGGUCCUGUGCAGGGCUCCCUUAUUCCCCGGGUCCCUGCAGUCCCUGCUGCCCGACUUCUCGUGUUCCUUGUCAAGCUCCUGGUUGUCUUCGCUGCGUGUUCUGCUCGUGUUCUCAGUCCAACUCACCAGGGUCUCCUCUGUCCAGCUCUCCAUCUUCUCUGCUGCCUUCAUCCUUAUUCUUUUAGCUCUCCGGUGUUUCUUCCCAAUCUGUACGUUUCCAUGUUGUUUAAAAAAUGAUGGACUGUCUUAGUCUGAGUCCAAAGAGCUCUAACUUCAGACAAACACACCUGGAUAAUCGGGUCAAAGUGAAGUUGGCAUAAGCAAUCCGAGCGCUCUCCGGUGUUUGUGAGUCCAGCUUUGAGGUGGAAGUCUGUUAUCAUAAAGACGUGAGGAGAAAUGAACGUUUACUGUCGUAUAAACAAACGGUAACGAGGUGUUCAAGUGUUACAGACAGAUGUCCCGUCAGCCGCUCGCUGACACAUUUCCUUGAUUGUUUUGAUCAGUAAUACGUCGACUGGGAGAUGAGCCAACGGUUACGACCUGAACCGGACUUGUUGCCUCCUGUCACAACAGAGUGGACUCACUUCUGUUGAUGGUUUGACUCUCUCCCAGUCCUUGUAAACUGGAGCAAGUACAGUAGACCAGUCCAGUCUCUCAGCUUCACGGUUCCUCCUGAUCAUCUCUGCUGCUCAUGUCGGCCUCUGUUCCUCCGUCGAGGAUCCCCCUGUCCAUCAUGACACUUCCUGCGCACCAGUUAGCUUGUUGGCUUCUCAAAACAAAAUCAGAUCCAGAGUCAAAACAAGAUGCUGCCUUCUGAUCUAAACCCAGACGAGCUUUGGGGAAUAUUACGGAACAGUAGGCCUGGACGAUAUAGAAAAAAAGCAUAUCGAUAAAAAAUAAGUCAUAUUGAUCGAUAUCGAUAAUUAUCGAUAUAAUUAUUAUAAUUAUUUAACAUAUAUUUUAAUUGCAGCCCUGGAUGUUUUAUGCUAUUGCUUAAUGACCUACUUUUAAUAAAGAACACACAAGCACUGAAUUCAAA